Morchella importuna is the source of this 546-nucleotide messenger RNA. RefSeq lists its product as uncharacterized. The coding region runs from base 1 to 546 and encodes 181 amino acids. The transcript is spliced from 5 exons. The record is from RefSeq and is a predicted model, not a curated record. Lineage: Eukaryota; Fungi; Ascomycota; Pezizomycetes; Pezizales; Morchellaceae. Gene Ontology annotation, cellular component: membrane.
AUGGCACAAGUUGUAAGCGGGCGGAUAAGGACCAGGGGCAUGUAUCGUUUCGGAAGUCGAAAUAAACGUGUCCUACAAGGCAUUACCAAGAUCGUCAGCUCCUACAGAUCUGAGGGGAAGGACCCUCGAGAAUACGUUCAGAACUUAAUAUUUAUGUCACACUCCAAAACCUGCCUCGUAACCGGCGCCAGCAAAGGCAUCGGGCACGGUGUAGCCCAGUCCCUCCUUGAUCACGCCCCACCCCUCUCAACAAUCUACCUGACCUCCCGCACACCGCCUAAAAUCAUCCACAUGAAUAGCACCUCUUCAACCCUGAUCUACCAUCCGCUCGACAUUACAACUCCAUUUUCUAUUGACGCCCUUUACAAAACCAUUAAGGAAGCAGGCAGAACAGACGUACUUGUAAACAAUUUGGGUAAUGCCACGGGUAGCGUUGAGGAGAUAGUGGAGUGCAACUACUAUGAGAGAUAUAGGGCAGAUGUGAAGGCUGGAGUAUCAAAGGAGAAAGGUUGGCCCACCCGUACUCAGUCACGAAGGCUGCUAUAA